AGGGAGGCUGGGACCUGCCGCUGUCUCAUUCCGCUGACAGAGGCGCCACUAAUGGCGGGCUGCGGGGGCUUCUUCUUCUCUCUCCUCAACUUCAAGACGGAGAAAUAUGUCAUCGCCGAAAACAGGAAGAUCGGGAUUUUGUUUCGGCUCUAUCAGCUGGCCGUGCUCGGAUACAUAAUCGGAUGGGUGUUUGUGAUGAAGAAAGGCUACCAGGAGAGGGAGGAGGCGAUCCAGACGUCGGUCAUCACCAAGCUCAAAGGCGUGUCUCUGACCAACACCUCGGAGACGGGGCCUUACCUGUGGAGCGCAGAGGAUUACGUCAUACCUCCGAAUGGUGAGCAGGUGUUUUUUAUUGUAACAAAUUACAUAGAGACCCCGAAUCAGAGGCUGGGCUUCUGUGCUGAGAGUUUUAAGGUACCGGAUGGACGAUGCCAAAGCGACGACGACUGCCCUGAAGGGGAAAGUGUGACAGCCGGACAUGGAAUAAAGACGGGCUUGUGUUUGAACAGCACAGGGACCUGUGAGAUUCACGCUUGGUGUCCUAUUGAGUACAGCCAGAGGCCAACAGAGCCGUUACUGAGCGAAGCAGAAAACUUCACCAUCUACAUCAAGAACUUCAUCCGGUUCCCCAAGUUUGAAUUCUCAAAGUCAAAUGUCCUUGAAACAUCUGAUGAGGGCUACCUAAAGACAUGCUUCCAUGACACGGAGAACCAUCCCUACUGCCCCAUCUUCCGCCUCAGAGAUCUGGUCAGCAGAACCGGACAUGACUUCCAGGAGAUGGCUGUUAAGGGCGGCUCUAUCGGUAUUCUCAUCGAGUGGAACUGCGACCUGGAUAAGGACUCGUCGGAGUGUAAUCCACAGUACAGCUUCACCCGUUUGGACAUGAACUUAAACAACUCCAUUACAUCAGGAUACAACUUCAGACAUGCGAGAUAUUACAAAGAUCAAAAUGGUGAAACUUUUCGCACGCUGUACAAAGUGUAUGGGAUUCGAUUUGACAUCAUGAUCAAUGGGAAGGCUGGGAAAUUCAACAUCGUUCCUACAAUAAUUGCGAUUGGCUCAGGUGUUGCCCUGAUGGGUAUCGGAGCCUUUGUGUGUGACAUGAUACUUCUCUACAUGAUGAACACAAGCUCCCUCUACCGAGACAAGAAGUUUGAAAUAAUCAGCUUUAAAAAAGAGAAAAGUAAGCAGAAGGACGAUAAAGCAAGCAACCGGGAUCGGAGAUCCAGAAAAGCUGCCGUGGACAAAGACGCAGCCAACUCCAUCAAAAAGCCAGAGGAAACCGAGCUAACGGUGGAGACGUCUGCUCCUGAGGAGAGCCACGCGGAGAAACGGGGUCCCACCGUCCCACGCAACACGGGACAGCGAUAUUCAGCCGUCCAGUCCAAACAAGGCGCGGCGCCAAAGCAUCACAUCAGUUUCUCUUCGCACAACUAGCUUGGGGGGGGGGGGAACUGAAGACUCCUGGACUGCAGACGUCUCUUUUAACGCUGCGGAUCCCAGUGUCACACUGACGUCUGCUGAUGGCCCGGUCUUUGACUGAUGUGUUGAAGGAGGGAAAUCUCAAAUGUUCUGCAGCACAAGGGACCAGGCAGUCAUAGGAGGAGGGUGAUCAUCAUGUUCAAUUAGUUAAACUAAAACUUUGUAAGAGUUGAAUGUUUAUCAAGACAACAAUGUGGGGCAGACUAGUGAGGCUUGAAAAUGACUGUGAAUGGAGAUGGUACCAGUGGCCGUGAGUGGUGACAUUAAAGGGUCCGUUCGUAAAGUUGCAUGACGAAUUGCGCCACGGGCACAUCUGUACGACGCAAGCACCCAAACCUCAUAUCAAACGUGUAUUUGUGUUGAUAAUGCGACUGUCGGAUGUUGCGAGCUGUAAACUAAUCGUACAACUUGUAAAGUCAACACUUCCUUUGGUAGCUGUUUCACAAAAACUGAAUCGCUGGCAAAUCCAAUAUACGGGCCAUUGCAGAUAGAAAAAAAACUCAAAUUUGGAGGCUAAUCUUAAAACCUUGUGCUUAGUUUCGUAAGUUUCUAAGCUUUCUUAGAAACUUAAGUUUUUAGGAAAAGUUACGUUUUUCUUAAAACUAAGUCAUUUGUGUAAAAUGUGAACAUUUUUGAACGGAAGAUGUAGAAAUGGAAAAGGUCAGGGUACAUGAUUUGUAACAGACGUGUCAAAGAUGCUUUUAGAAGCAAUAGGUUUAAAAAAACAAAAGAAAUGGGUUUUUGUGUUGGACACUGUUAAGAAUUAAAAAGAGGAGAUAACUUGA
Messenger RNA from Poeciliopsis prolifica (blackstripe livebearer), 2267 nucleotides. It is a transcript of the gene p2rx5, whose product is annotated as purinergic receptor P2X, ligand-gated ion channel, 5. Gene Ontology annotation, cellular component: plasma membrane; nuclear inner membrane. Gene Ontology annotation, biological process: response to ATP; monoatomic cation transmembrane transport. Bases 52 to 1437 code for a protein of 461 amino acids. Lineage: Eukaryota; Metazoa; Chordata; Actinopteri; Cyprinodontiformes; Poeciliidae. The record is from RefSeq and is a predicted model, not a curated record. Gene Ontology annotation, molecular function: extracellularly ATP-gated monoatomic cation channel activity; purinergic nucleotide receptor activity. The transcript is spliced from 12 exons.